Molecule: messenger RNA, 3483 nt
Organism: Lodderomyces oxycetoniae
Lineage: Eukaryota; Fungi; Ascomycota; Pichiomycetes; Serinales; Debaryomycetaceae
Product: DNA helicase
Exons: 1
Coding region: 1-3483 (1160 amino acids)
Biological process (GO): DNA repair
Cellular component (GO): nucleus
Molecular function (GO): ATP binding; ATP-dependent chromatin remodeler activity; nucleic acid binding
Source: RefSeq, a predicted model, not a curated record
AUGCAAAUUAGAAAGACGAGGUUUUUCUUGCCUCAAACCACCGAGAAGGAAGUAAAGAAGGAGCCGCUGUCACCUCCCAGAAGCAAGGAAAAAAGUCUAUUUGUUUCAGAUGAGGAAGAGGAAGAGGAGGUGAAAGAUGAAAAUGAAGAUACUAAUGCACAUUAUUGCCAAGUUUCACAAACUCAACUAGCGGUGAUCACCAUUGAAAAAUUUGCCAAAGGUUUGAAAGCCGUGGUUGGAGAUGUAUCACCUGUUAUCUUGAACUAUUUGUACAACAAAUACUCAACAUCGGAGAAAAGUGUACAAGCCGCCACGGAGGAAUUGUUCACUAACCCACCAGAUGUUGAUGAGUUGUUGCAACAAGAUGAAUUCACGCGUCGGCAAUUACAACACCCCGUAUUACAUACUUCCGCUUCAGAGACAAAUACAAAUGUGGAGCUUCAGUCGCAGAAGCGGAAGUUGGAAUCAGAUUUAAAAAUUCAGGAGAACGGGCUACAUAAGCGGGUUCAAUUGACACAGGAGAGAGGAGAAGAAAAGGAAGGGAAAGAGCUAAAGGAGGAGGUGGAGAAAAACGAUACGCAAUCAUGGCGCAAAUACGUAGGAACAAUAGAAGUGCAAGCGUGGGCAACAAGACCUACAAUAAAACCAUUAAAUUACAAAUCAUCUUUAGUCGUGAAACGGUUGAUACCGAGAAACUCCUCAAUGCAGAAAAGUUCAAUAAUUCGACUAUGUUCAAAUGAUCGUGAGAUUGGAAGGUUGCCUGAAGAUUUAACCAGAAUAUUCAGUCCCUUGAUUGACUUAAAUAUAGCAGAUUUUGAUGCUACUGUUUUAGAAACGACAAAAAAAAGGUUAUCAACGGGAGACUCCUUCUUUGUUCAAAUAGAGAUAUAUUUGAAGGAUACAGGAUUCGUUAAGAAUAUUGAAGAAGUGUUGAACCAAGCACCAACCAAGAAAGGAGUAAAUUUUAAUUUUGCUACCGAGAGUGAAGGGGAAGCUGCUUUGAGAUUGAGGCAGUUUGCAGUGUCCAAUCUAUUUGACAGAUUGAAGUUGAAGCCAUUGAAGUUAAACAGUGAGAGUAAAAUCGAGGAUUCCAUUGAUUCGCAAGUUAUUACCGCUGAUGUUAGUUUUGACUCUGAAGAUGAGGAACCUGUGGAUGAAGUGAAUCUUGAUCAACUAAAACAAUUCUACCAAGCUAAUAAUCAAUCUAAAGUUUUAGAAAGCUUACCAGAUACAACAACACCGCCAAAAGAAAAUUUCAAAUUGAAAUUGAGAGAAUAUCAAAAACAUGGAUUAUCCUGGAUGCUAGCCAGAGAGAAAGAAAUUGACGUAUUGGAACAAUGCUCGGGGGGUCAGGAAUUAUCAAUCGAGUCUAGAAAAAGUAUAGAAGAGACAGGAACUAUGAAUCCCUUGUGGCGAAAGUAUAGGUGGCCUACUUCUUCAGAGACCAUUCUGCAAGAUAUCCCACAUACACAAUAUGCCACCCAAAGUCAAAGUCAAAGUAGCUCUAGCUCUCCUUGUUUUUAUGCUAAUUUAUACAAUGGAGAACUAUCACUUGAGAGGCCGAUUAUUAAAACAAGUGUUAAAGGCGGAAUAUUGGCAGAUGAGAUGGGAUUAGGAAAGACUAUUGCAACUUUAGCGUUGAUAAAUUCUGUUCCUUACGAUACAAGUGGAGGUGCCUCAAAUGAUAGAAGGUACGCUUCUCAAACUACCUUGAUUGUUGUUCCGAUGUCCUUGUUAGCUCAAUGGAAGGAAGAGUUUGACACAGCAAACAAUAAUCCGAAUCACGUUUGUCACUUGUACUAUGGUGAUGAUACAUCAACGGACUUAAUGUCUGUAUUGUGUAAUAUAAAGAGGGGAUCUACGAAAAUGCCAAUUGUGGUGCUCACAACAUAUGGUACAGUUUUGAGUGAGUAUACAAGAAUAUCCAAAAAUCGAAAUUUCAAGGGAGAUUUGCCCAAGAUUGGUCUUUAUUCCGUUCGAUUUUUCAGAAUUAUUCUCGAUGAAGGUCAUAAUAUUCGUAACCGAAACACCAAAACUGCAAAAUCAGUAUAUGAACUACAACUGAGUAGGAAAUGGGUAUUAACCGGUACUCCAAUUGUCAAUCGCCUAGACGAUUUAUAUUCAUUGGUUAAAUUUUUGGAACUUGAUCCAUGGAAUAAUUUUUCAUAUUGGAAAACAUUUGUUACAUUACCAUUUGAGCAAAAGAAGAUUUCACAAACGUUAGAUGUUAUCAAGUCAAUCUUGGAGCCGAUUUUUCUAAGAAGAACCAAGAAUCAAAAGAAGAAUGGCAAGCCAUUGGUAGAAUUACCUGAAAAAGAAGUUAUUAUUGAGGAAAUAAAGUUUAACGACCAAGAAUCUAAGCUUUACCAGUGGUUUAAAACAAGAGCAUACGAAUCAUUUGCCGAAGGUGUCAAAAGUGGGCAGUUGCUACGUCAAUAUACCCAGAUCUUAACACACAUUUUAAGAUUGAGACAGGUUUGUUGUCAUGUGGACUUAAUUGGCGGUGCUCAUGAAAUGGAUGACGAAGUGAUUGAUCUCGAAGCUGAUGAAGAAAUGAAAAAGUUUUUAAAAUCUAUCAAAGAGCACAGUCAGAGGUUUGUUAAUGACACUGAGGUGAAGCAGAAAAUGUACCAGUUGUAUGAAUGUGUGAAGGAGGAAAAUGAAUGUUCCAUUUGCACCACGUCUCCCAUCCCAUACAGUGAGCUAACCCUUACUCCAUGCGGCCAUACAUUUUGUAUAUCAUGUAUAUUAGAACAUUUAGAAUUCCAAUCCGAUCUCCACAAGAAAAAGCUUUGUCCCAAUUGUCGAGAACCCAUAUCCAAAUACAAGUUGUUCCGGUUAAGAAAUCAGCAUACAACCAGUAACGAAAUCAGAUUUCAUACUCAACAACGUGACGGUCCUUCCAAGGAAUACGACUUUCAAAUAUAUUUGUAUGAUCCAAACCGAUCAAGUUCUAAAAUCCAAGCACUAAUCCGCCAUUUGAAACAAUUGCAACAGCAAUCACCUAAUCUGAAAGUUAUUGUAUUCUCACAAUUUGCUUCAUAUUUAGACAUUAUGGAAACCGACUUGAAACUUACAAGUGAUAAUUUUGUGGUUUAUAAAUUUGAUGGACGAUUAAACAUGAAUGAUCGAUCAAAACUCCUCAAGUCAUUUACCGAGCCAAUCACUGGUGGCAAAAUUUCCAUUUUAUUGCUAAGUUUGAAAGCAGGAGGGGUUGGAUUGAAUCUUACAACAGCCUCAAGAGCAUUCAUGAUGGAUCCUUGGUGGAGUCCAAGUAUCGAAGACCAAGCCAUUGAUAGAAUACAUAGAAUUGGUCAAAAUGAAACAGUUAAAGUUGUUAGAUUUAUAAUGGAAAACAGUAUUGAAACUAAGAUGUUGAGAAUACAGGAGAGGAAGAAACAGAUUGGUGAAGCUGUUGGUGUUGAGGAAGAGGAGAGACGUAGGAGACGAAUCGAGGAGAUACAGAUAUUGUUCGAAGAGUAA